CGCGAACGUGCACCCCAAAAAUGGCCACUGAGUCAGUGCGUAAGCGACUAUUCGUAUAGUGAUGUACUGGUAGUUUAGAAUGACUUAGGCGUUAUGUUUAUCUUAUAACGAAGUGCGGCCUUAGGUAUUCGGUAACUCUACAAAUGUUUCGAGCGGGCUUCUCCAGCAUUGCCUUCACGGACCUGACCGUAAACUCCGCUUGUGAUGACCUCUUUCCGGGCGUUGAGGACGUGGACGCACAAGCCACGCUGCAGCUGCGCGCGGCUUUGGACGCAUUUGAUGAAGGCGUGUACGAGUAUCACAGCCGAGCUGCCCUUGCAGCAGAUGGACGCAGCAACAACGAUGCAGGGGGCGCAAAGGGCCGCGCGCCCCGUAGGACCCGCCGGGAGCAGGCCUACGCCAGCCGCAUCCCCGAGGACCGCCAGUGCUUCCGCCCCGUGGAGCAGCAGAGCGCCGAGUGGGCCGCAUUCAAGCCGCACCUGUGGCUGAGGGGGCGGCAGGUGCUCCCCCCGGAGGCGCACGUCCACCCGCACCCGCAUGGGCCGCCAGGACUGCACCAUGCACCGCCUGCUGCUACUGCUGCUGCUGCGGCGGCGGCGGCGGCAGCUCGGGUGGCCCCGCAGGCUGCAGGGCCGGAAGCCGCCCCGCAUGCCGCCUCUCCCCCACCAGCCGCACCCUCGGCGGCGGCAGCAGCCGCGGACUCGGAGCUGUGCCUGCAGGGCGUCAGCAUGCGGCUGGAGAGGGCGCCGCAGGGCUUGGAGGCCCACGAGGAGCUGCUGGCCGCUCACGGGGACUUCGAGGAGACCUUUGUCGUGCAGCACGACGAGUGGGAGGCGCACGUGCCGCCCCACCUGCGCCGCCGCCGGGGCCGGCCGCGUGACGAGAAGGCGGUGGCCAUUGGCUUGCCGCCCUUGGAGCCGCGGCAGGCGGUGAUGUAUGAUGUGGCGGAGACGCUACUGCCGGAGCUCUGGGCACGCCUCGCGCCGCUGCUGGCGCCGCUGCUGACCCAGUUGGCGGAGGAGCGGCAGCGGCGGCCGCUCACCAGUACGACAUCCGCAUUCAGAUCCGGCGGCGGCGGCCGCGGCGACGGCGGCGGCGGCUUCGAGAUCCUCACCUUCAGCUCCGGAGAGGAGGACUUUGCGGGCGGCAGCGGCGGCGGCUUCGGACCUGGGCCCGGCGGUGACAUCGGCAUGGGGCCGGACAUGGUGAUAUGGGGCGGCAGCGACGGUGCCGGCGGCGGCGAACAUGCCUCGUUCUACAGCAGCGGUGUGGGCGGCUGCGGCGGCGUCGGCGGCACGAGCUUUGGAAGCGGGAGUCGCCGGGUGGACUCGGUGUACGACACUGACGGCGGCGAGUCGAUGUCGUACGAUCUGGGUCUCCUGCAUCCUGCCGCCGGGGGCGGAGGCGGAGGCGGCGGUGGUAGCCACACGCACGGCAACCCAGCCGCCGCCCUGCGGCCGACGUCUCCAGACGCGCCGUCGCCGCUCAGUCGAGCAGGCUUCCGCUCGCCUCCGCCCCCGGGUCCCCCGCCGGUGCUGCCGCGGGACCACUGGCCGCCCUCCGACCCCGCCGCGCCCUCCGCCUUCGCAGCCCCGCCGCCCCUCAACGCCCCGGGGCCGCUAGUGCCGCUGCAGCGGGCCGCCGGGCCGCCGCCCGCCUUGACCGGGGCGGGCUCGCAGCCCUCGGCCGGGACCACCCCCGCACUCUCGCCCCUGGCGUCACCCUCGCAGUCCCGCAGCACCCCCUACGUCCCCCUGCGCCCCUCCCUAGGCAGCUGCUGCGGCGGCAGUGAGGCAGCGGCGGCACUGGCACCGACACACGCAGUAGGCGCCCCUCUAGCACCCCUGCUGCAGCUCUCCUCAGGACCCGCGUGUCUCAGCUCCGCGACCCAUGGGUCAGCCACCGGAUCUCCCUCCCCGUCCGGCCAUGCCAGCCCCCACCCCCACCCCCUGCAGCACGCCUCCCCAGUUCCCUCCCAGUCCCGGCUGCUGCACCACCAGCACUCCCCGCCGCACCUCUUCGACCCCGCCCCGCCCCAGGCUGCCCAGCCGGAGCAACGACUUCCCCCCGGCUGCCUGCUGCCCGCCUCCUCCUCAUCAUCAUCAUCACAGCCACCGCAGCUGCAGCAGCUGCACACAUCCGGUGGUGCAGCGGAGGCGCUGGCGCUGCUAGCGUUGGGGCCGCUGCGAGGCACCGCCGCCGGCACCGCCGUGGUGGUGUCGCCGCACGCGCAGCAGCCCGGGGGCCCCGCGCGGCGGGUGCCCUCCCUGGAGGCUCGGCCAGCGCCUGGGCAUAGCUCCUCGCCGCUCCCCCCGGCGGCGGUGGUGGUGGCGCAGGGGCAGGGAGGACCUGGCUUGUUGGAGGUUAGCGGCAUGGUGCCGGCGGGAGCAGCCCUUGGGGGCAGCGGCGGCUCGUUCACUCGUAUGUCGGCCCCCGGCGGUGUUGUGAGCGUCGCAGGCAGCAGGGUGCAGCCGCCUGGCGGAGGUGCAGGGCCCGGCGGCGGCAAGGCCACGUGGGCCGGCGGCGGCGGCGGCGGCGGCGGGUUCGGGUGCGUGUGCUGCUGCUGGGGUUGCCGUACACCGCCGGAAUCCCCCCGGCCCUAGGUGUCCUACGCGCCGUGGUGGGCUUCGUUGGGCGUCGGCGUGUGGCAGGGUCGGCAGCGGCGGAGGCGGCGGGCACCAGACCCCCAGCCCAAUCACCUCCGUGGCGGCAGCGGCCUUCGCCCUGCACGCGCGCUUCCUGGGGCCGCCGGGAGUGGCAGCCGCAGCAGGGAGCGGUGUGGGUGCCCCCGCGGGGCCGGCAGCAGCGGGGUCCUAUGCGGGGGUUGUUGCGGCCGGCGGAGG
Astrephomene gubernaculifera is the source of this 2843-nucleotide messenger RNA. The record is from the annotation of a GenBank genome assembly. Lineage: Eukaryota; Viridiplantae; Chlorophyta; Chlorophyceae; Chlamydomonadales; Astrephomenaceae.